GUGUUAUAUUAUCUGGCAGUUGUUUUCCGGAACCAAACGGUGGCGCUGUAGCACUAAUGUACUCUGAACGUCGGGAUAAGACGUUAUCAUUGGAGCUUAUUCGUAGGAUGUCAGGGCGGCUCUGUGGUGCUGCGAGGAAUUACAGAAAGCGUAGAAGCGAUUUCAGGUUUUUUCCUGGAUUUAGGUAUUUUCCUGCUUGUAAAAGGUUUGGAGAGAGACUUUUGAGGAAAACAAAAUCAUCAACAGCACCAAGCUUUCUUUCAUCAGUUUGAAAGCUAGCGCAUUUCGAAGCAAUGGUUCGCGCAAUAACAAAGGGAGAGAGGUAUGUCCAGCUCCUCUUUAUUAUUUUUACCUUCGCCCGGAACAUAUCGACGGCAGUGACUCAUUAUUCUAUACCAGAAGAAAUGAAAGAGGGAUCGGUUGUUGCCAAUCUUGCUUCAGAUCUUAGCCUGGACGUGGCCACACUGAAUCGAAGAAGAAUGCGAGUUGAUAUCAUCGCUAACAAGAAAUAUCUGGAUGUGAACAAAGAGACCGGGGAGCUGUAUAUUGUGGAAAAAAUUGACAGGGAACUCAUUUGUCCCACAAAAUCUUCAGCGCCUUGCUACCUACGAUUAGAAAUAAUCCUAGAAAAUCCAGUGCGAAUUUUCAACAUAGAAGUAGAGAUUUUGGAUAUGAAUGACAACGCACCACAAUUUCGAAGAGACGUCAUACAUUUAGACAUAUCUGAGGCUACGCCUAAAGGAGAGCGAUUUUCGCUCAGUAAUGCAGCUGAUCCUGAUGUUGGAGCAAAUUCGUUGAAGACGUACGAGCUCAGUGAAAGCGAACAUUUUAAUAUUGAGGUUCAAACGGGGAGAGACGGGUCAAAAUUUGCAGAUUUGAUCCUUAAAAAACCAUUAGAUCGGGAGAAGCAGGCGGCUCAUAAUCUAAUGCUGACAGCCAUAGAUGGGGGAACACCUGCUCGAUCUGGCACCGCGAGUGUUAUUAUUCGCGUUUUAGAUACGAAUGAUAAUGCGCCCACAUUUGACAAACCCAGUUAUAAUGUAAAAUUUUUUGAAAAUGACCCAAUUGGAAGCCUUGUUGUUCAUGUUAAGGCAGUAGAUUUAGAUGAAGGUUCAAAUUCUGAAGUAACAUACUCAUAUAGUCUUUAUACAUCAGAAAAAACGCAAGAAACAUUUAAUCUUAAUCCAACAACAGGUGAAGUUACUGUAAAAGGAAUGCUCAACUAUGAAGAUUUUAGGAUUUAUGACAUGGAAGUCAUAGCAACAGAUAAAGGAGUGAAUAGUUUAUCAGGACAAUGUACAAUAAAGAUCCUAGUUGAAGACAUGAAUGACAACCACCCAGAAAUAUCAAUUAAAUCCUUUCAGAGUCCAGUCAGUGAGAACAUAGAGUUAGACACAGUGAUAGCUGUAGUUAGUGUGAGUGAUAAAGACUCAGGUGAUAAUGGACAGGUUGAUCUUCAUAUUCCAGAGAACAUGCCUUUCAAACUGAGGGAGUCCUCUGAUAACUAUUAUGAGUUAGUGGUGUCAGAGCCAUUAGACAGAGAGAAGGUCCCAGAAUAUGAAAUCACCUUCACUGUCACAGACAGAGGGUCUCCUCCACUAUCUGACAAUGAAACUAUGACUUUGGAGCUGCUGGAUGUUAAUGACAAUGUUCCUCAGUUCUCCCAGUCAUUUUAUACCAUACGUGUUGUGGAGAAUAACGCACCUGGCUCCUUGCUCAGCUCACUCACUGCAUUUGAUCCUGACCUCCAUGAAAACCAGUAUCUAGUUUAUUUCAUCAUAGAGAAGGAGAUUGCCAACACCUCCAUGUCUAUGCUGUUCUCCAUCAAUCCAGAGAACGGGAAUCUUUAUGCACUGAAAACCUUUGACUAUGAAAUUGAGAAGGAGUUUCUUUUCCACAUUGAGGCCAGAGACUCUGGUUCUCCUCCUCUCAGCAGUAAUGUGACCGUCCACAUCAUCAUUGUUGACCAAAAUGACAACGCUCCAGUUAUUGUCUCUCCUUGGCGCGCUCACGGCUCAGUGGUGGAGGAGAAGAUCCCCAGAUCCACUGAUAAAGGAUCCCUGGUGGCUAAAGUGAUCGCCUUAGACACAGACUCUGUGCACAACUCUCGGAUUACCUACCAGUUUCUCCAGGUGACUGAUGCUUCCUUGUUCAGCUUGGACCAAUACAAUGGAGAGAUCAGGACUAUAAGGAUGUUCAGUUACAAAGACUCACGCCACCACAGACUGGUUGUUGUUGCCAAGGACAACGGGCAACCUGCUCUCUCUGCUACAGUCACCAUCAAGCUGCUGACAGUGGAGACUGAUGUUAAGGCCUACUCUGACAUGACUGAGAUGCCUCUGGAAUACGACAUCUUUUCAGACAUCAACCUGUAUCUGGUCAUCGGUCUGGCCUCGGUGUCAUUUCUCCUGCUCAUCACCAUCCUGGUCACCAUCGUGUUGAAGUGUCAGAAACCCAAACACAGCAAAACUGCUCCUCCCAGCAGGAACAGUGUGAUCAGUGAGAGGAACUCCACCAUCGCAGACUCCACUCUGGUCUCCAACGAUGCCUACUGGUACAGUCUGUUUCUAGCAGAGACCAGGAAAGGAAAGCUGGUGGUCAGACAGCCUGUGCCAAAGGGCUCCAGAUACAUCGUGUCCAGCAUCCCGAGAGGGACAGGACUGUCAGAGACUAGUGACUCAGCUGCUUCUACUCUGCAGGUGAGAGACAUGAUGUAACUAAUAACUUGUACUCUCAAGACAUGUAUCAUUAAUUUAACAGAGAUUAACACAUUCCUACUGAUUACACAUACUAAUUUCAUAAA
Molecule: messenger RNA, 2803 nt
Organism: Xiphophorus couchianus (Monterrey platyfish)
Lineage: Eukaryota; Metazoa; Chordata; Actinopteri; Cyprinodontiformes; Poeciliidae
Product: protocadherin alpha-C2-like
Exons: 1
Coding region: 294-2717 (807 amino acids)
Biological process (GO): homophilic cell-cell adhesion
Cellular component (GO): plasma membrane
Molecular function (GO): calcium ion binding
Source: RefSeq, a predicted model, not a curated record